AUGCAGCCCGAGACGCCAUCCUUCCAGCUGCCCGACUCCGAGGGUUGCUCCAAGCCCGGCGCCGACGAGGAGCCGUGCCUCGGCAGCAUCGCCUGGUGCGACAAACACGGCCAGCAGCGGGUCCUGGGCGACAAGAAUACCUGUCUCUUGACCCGCGGACUGGACGUUAAAGCGUUUGAGGAGGCGAUUCGAGAGGGCUUGAUUGCGCCGGUCAAGGAAAGCAUUCUCACGUGGGCGCAGAAUGUCACGAAAAAUGCGGCCUUCCGCGAGGUUCUGCUGAGAUCGACGGCGGAGGCGGCGCAGAAAAGCAUAACGACCGACUUGUCUGGAUACAUGACCAAGGUCCAGGCUUCUCUAGAGAGGCAGGCGCUCGAGGGUCUGCGCAAGGGACUCGAAAAGUAUGCCGGACAGAAGCUCUCUAGGCAGGGGGGCACGGAUAGACCCGAGCAAUACUUCUGA
Messenger RNA from Beauveria bassiana ARSEF 2860, 459 nucleotides. RefSeq lists its product as uncharacterized. The coding region runs from base 1 to 459 and encodes 152 amino acids. Lineage: Eukaryota; Fungi; Ascomycota; Sordariomycetes; Hypocreales; Cordycipitaceae. The record is from RefSeq and is a predicted model, not a curated record. The transcript has a single exon.